Molecule: messenger RNA, 1527 nt
Organism: Cryptococcus wingfieldii CBS 7118
Lineage: Eukaryota; Fungi; Basidiomycota; Tremellomycetes; Tremellales; Cryptococcaceae
Exons: 8
Coding region: 1-1527 (508 amino acids)
Biological process (GO): positive regulation of DNA-templated transcription
Cellular component (GO): Set1C/COMPASS complex
Source: RefSeq, a predicted model, not a curated record
AUGGGCGACCCUCCACCACAGUCGUCUCCUGUAGCUGAAGGCCCUCCUGGCCCUUUCUCCCGCCUGUCUGAGAACGCACCGACACCGCUUAUCCAUCCCGAACCCGAACCCGAGCCUUCUCAGACGCUCGAUAUCGACCCUGCGAAUGUUGGUAGUGCUGGAGCCCCCGGAACGCCAGAUACUGGAGAGGAAGACAGCAAGCCUAUAGAGGCUGAGAAUGCUCCUCAAAUACCCCCAGCAUCAGGGGCCAUCGACAAUGAUGUCGAAAUGCACGACGCCUCUGAAGAGCCGUCCAGCAGCGGACACGCCGACUUUACACCAGGGCCAUCUACAGCUGCUAGCUCUCCCUCAAAGAUGGAAGCGGUGGACCUUGCGAUGAGUCAGUCGAAUGGUAGUUCUCAUUCGGGUGCAAACAAGAAGAGCCUUACGAAUGGCCUGAAGAGUGCGACGAGUAGCGCACCUUCUUCGAAAAAGGGCAAGGGGAAGACCAAGGUGGACGAAUUGAAGGGAACACGAGAUGGAAUACCAGAUUCUCGUUCCGCUACACCUCCCACCCCCACAACCCCCACCCAAUACACCUCCCCCUCCGGCGCCCCCGUCGACGGAAGGGCAGUAUACUGCAUCUGCCGAAGACCAUACGACGAAGAAGAGGACGAAGGUCUCAUGGUUGGGUGCGAGAGUUGUGAUGGGUGGUAUCAUGCGGAAUGUGUGGGUUUGGAUGAGGACAAGGUGGACCUUUUGGAUGUGUAUAUUUGCAAGAGCUGUGAAAGAAGUACUGCUCAACGGACGAUGUACAAGCAGGCCUGUAAGCGCGAUGGGUGCUACAAGUCGGUCGCUGGAUCGAAUUCCAAAUUCUGCUCAGCUCGUUGCGCAUAUCGGUACUCUCAAGCCGCUCUCGGCGCUGUCACCAGCAAACAGUCCCUCAAGCAACUCACCAAAGGCCUCGCCAACUUUCCAUCUCCAAACCUCGGCGUAUCCAUCAUCCACCACAUCCCCCCUACGACACCUGAUGUCUCUCAAUCCCCAUACGACGAUGUACAAUUCCAACUCUCGAUGAUCCAAAGCCAACUCGAAUCCACGUUGAAGGCUAUCAACAUUAUCCAGAAACGUCAAGCCGUGUUGAGCGCUGCGAUCGAAAAGUGCGACAACCUCACUCCUAUCGUUUUUGAUGAUGGAGCACCACCAAAGAAGAGCAAGAAGAAGGGGGGCGGGCCAGCACCGCCGAAAGAGGACAAGCCAUGUGGCUGGGUAGUCGUCUUGAUAGCAGAAGACGAAGAGGUCGACCAGGGUGUCAAGGGGCAUGGGGCAGGGAUAGUUGUAGAGGGGGCAGAAGAGUGGCAAGUGUGUAUGCUACCUCGGAGAAAGUGUGAUCGGCAUCAAGGGUGGCAGAAGACUAUUGCUAGCCGAACACAGAACUCGCUGCUAGAAUGCCAACGGUCGAUUGAAGAAGCCCUCGAGACGCAGAGGAUUUCGACUGAAGCGCGCGACUCUUUCGUGGCGAAACGAGAUAGCGUCAAGCGACCGUGA